Molecule: messenger RNA, 2897 nt
Organism: Gallus gallus (chicken)
Lineage: Eukaryota; Metazoa; Chordata; Aves; Galliformes; Phasianidae
Gene: CHIR4B1
Product: immunoglobulin superfamily member 1-like
Exons: 6
Coding region: 165-1304 (379 amino acids)
Source: RefSeq, a predicted model, not a curated record
CUGGCAGUGCUUUGCAGGAAGCGUGUGACAGCUGAGAGGUGACUGCCUGUGUGGGGCAUCCCAACAGGGACUGCAGUUCCAGCUUCAUGCAGAGAAGCCCAUGGCGUAUCCCCAUAGACACCACCCCUUGGCGACCGUAAUUGCAACACUGAGGAGGUGACAUCAUGUCACUUCUUGUCCCUUGGAAACUGAAAGCAGCUCUCCGGCCACUUCCUUUCUCCGCUGCAGUCUCACUGUCACAAGCUGCUCCUGCCUCAUGGCACCAAUGGUGGUGGCCCUCAUCCUGGGUGAGUGACCAUGGGGAUGUGUUGCCAUGGGGGUUGGUGGCCCAGUGUGGGACCAGGACCGUGUCCCUUGCAGGUUGGUGGCUGGUGGCAGUGAGCCGGGCACAGCAAUUGCCCCGACCCUCCCUGUCGCUGCACCCCAGCCAGGGGGUGUCCCUGCAGGACACUGUCACCCUGCACUGCCACCUGCCCCGGCUGGCUGCCUGGGUCUGGCUGUACCAGGAUGGACAGUUGAGAUCCAGCAAGGAAAUGGACCAGGAGCAGGACGUGGCUGAGUUCUCCUUGGCUGGCAUAAACAAGGAAGAUUCGGGGACAUAUCAGUGCCAGUACCAGGGGUUGGAGCCUGCAGGGAGAUCAAAGCAGAGUGACCCCGUGGAGCUGGUGGUGACAGAUCACAGCUAUCCCCCACCUGGCAUUUCCCUGAGCCCCAAAGAACAUGUGGAGAUGGGGAGCAACAUCACCAUCCAGUGCUGGAACACGAAGUAUGGGGCCGCCUUCCUCCUGCACAAGGACGGGCACUCAGCCCCUAUCCAGCACCAGGAACCCGAUUAUUGGGGCACUGCCACCUUCACCCUCUUCGGGGUAAACACAGCUGACUCCGGCACCUAUAGGUGUUCCUACCGCAUCAGGGGCUGCUGCCUUCUGUUCUCACCCCUUGGGGAUAAUGUGACCCUGGAAGUGAUUCCCAGACCUGCACCCCCAGGUGUCAAUGGGGGUCCCAGCAGGAACCUGGUGGCAGCAGUGGCGGGGGCCUGUGCUGCUGCCAUUGUCAUCAUCAUUGUCCUCACUGCCUCUUUGCUCCUUGUUGCCCAGAGAAGACAAAUGCAGAGUGAUUUGAGGCCUGGUGCCACCUCCAGAAGCCCUGAGGCCGUGCAGUUCCAGGUGUCCCCCGGUGACAGCGAGGGUCUGACCUACGCCCAGCUGCAAGCUGUGACCCACAGCACCCACCCCCCCGGCUCUUCUACCACCCCUGAACCCCCCAUUAUCUACACCGAGGUGGGAACGCAGGGACCCCGCUGAUGCCCCCAGAUGUGUACGCAAACACGGGUGUGUUGUGUGCACACAUGGACUUCAAGGGUGCACAGUGCCAGUGUGCUCGGUGUGCUCACCAUCACGUGUGAAUUACAGCCAUGUACCUGUGUGUGUGAACACGUGGAUGUGUAUUAAACGGGUGUGCACCAUCCCAUGUGCACAACAGAUGUACAAAAACACGUGUGGGACACGCUGAACUCUGUGCCUCUGUGUGUGUCUGUGCGAUGCCGUAUGUGUGCACCACCAGCUGUACACACUGCUGCUCAUGUGUGUCCUUAGCGUGUGCUCCCGGGGUCUGCACUACACGUGUGCCUCCACAGCACAUGCAUGUCAUCAACACCUGCCCUGUGCCUGCACCACAUCUGUCCCCACAGCACACGCGUGUCCUUACCGUGUGCUCCCCACAGCGCAUCUCCAUCUCCACAAGCCAAACCAGCCCCCAUCCCACAGUGGUUUUGGGGCAGGAUUUGUGGUGAGGAGGGAAAAUGCCUUUGGGUGACGGCUGGGAACAGGACAGAGGGGGUGUGGGGUUUUCCAGAAAGUGGGGGAGAAGAGGAAGUUUGUGUGUGGGAGGGCUGUGUGUGGGAGCAGCAGUGAGGGGAAGGGCAGGAGAGCUGACUUCCCCCUUUUGGUGGUGGAAGGGGAAACGCUGGAGAGUUUGUGAGCUCAGUGGAGAUUUUUGGGUUCAGAUGGAGGAUUGUGGGUCGGCUGGAUGGAGACCUUUUGGGACCACAGAAAGAUCUGGGAGCUUCAUGAAGGAUCUGCAGUCUUCUCGAUGGAGGUUUGGGGCUGGAUAGAAAUGUUGGGUUGGUUGGAGGCUUUCGGACUGAGUGGAGUGUUUUGGGGUGGAUGGAGGUUUUGGUGUAGAUGGGGUUUUGGGGUUUGAAUGAUGGAUUUUGUGGUUGAAUGGAGUCUUGGGGGCCUGGAUGUAGAGAUUGUGUCUGGCUGUACAGAUCAGAUGUUGAUGUUGAUUUAGGGGCAGGAUGGAGGUUUCAGAGGGGACAGAGAUUUUGGGGGAUGGGUGACAUUUAUGGGGCUGGAUGGUGGAUGUUGGGAGUAAAUGGAGUUUUUUUGAGAUUGAUGAUGAUUUUUGUGGCUGAAGGUCCUGGGGUCCGUUGAGGCUUUGGAGGGCUGUGUGUGGAGGGUGGUGUGGGGUGUGGAUGUUGGGACUGGAUGAAGGAUUAGGGGUGGCUGGAUGGAGAUUGUGGGGCUGGAUGCGGAGUUUGGUGUGAGAUGAAGGUUUUGGGAAUGGGUGGAGGUCAUUGGGAUGAAUGGAAGUUUAGGGGACAGAACAGUGAUUCUGGGGGUCAAUUGGAGCUUUUUAGGGUCUGGUUGGGGAUUUUGGAGGUGAGUGGACAUUUUGGGAGUGGACGGACAGAUGGACAUUAGGAAAGAUAGUUAAGGUGUGUGGGUGGAUAGUAGGGCCAAUAGGUAGCAAGAUAGAGAGAUGAACAGGCAGAAGGUGGCUUGAAUUUUUUGUGUCCAUACUGGAUCAGGAGGUGCAGCCCCAGGAGCAGGAGAUCCAGCAGGCCGAUGGAUGGAUGGAUGGAUGGAUGGAUGGAUGGAUGGAUGGAUGGAUGG